Molecule: messenger RNA, 5999 nt
Organism: Leopardus geoffroyi (Geoffroy's cat)
Lineage: Eukaryota; Metazoa; Chordata; Mammalia; Carnivora; Felidae
Gene: TSC22D2
Product: TSC22 domain family member 2
Exons: 4
Coding region: 1086-3449 (787 amino acids)
Biological process (GO): regulation of transcription by RNA polymerase II
Source: RefSeq, a predicted model, not a curated record
AGCGGCGGCAUUUUAGUCGACAGCGGCGGCGGCAGCCGGGCUGCUGCUCCUCCCAGCAUCCCUGGCGCGGCCAUUUCAGCCCCAUCUUGGCGGAGGGGAGGGAGCUGCAGCCGCCGCUUCAGCAGUUUGAAUUUCAGUUUCUCCGGGGUUUGCGAGCCGGGCGCAUCGAGGAGGAGCCGAAGAAGCUACCACCGCUACCUCACACAGCCGGAGCGCCUCCGCUCGCCGGCCAGCGGGCCGCCGCCACCACCACCACCACCACCACCGCCGCCCCUCACUCUCUCAGGAGCCGCGAGGGGAGGCCGAGACCGCCGCCGCCCGCCCGCGGGGGUGGCUCCUCUGUAAGCGGAGGACCGAGCUUGCUUUCCCCUCCCCCGGAGCGGGUUUCCGCCAGAGACAGUCGACAUGUCCCUGGGGCUGAGCUCCGGCUAAAGCCGGGGAGGGGGCCGCCCGCCCGCGCCGAAGCUCCGCCGCCCGCCCGCGGACCUUCAGCCAGCCCCGGCCCGCCGCUCCUGGCUGAAUUAGGAAUCCCCGGCUCCAGACUCGCCACUCCUUCCCCUUCCCUCAGCGUCCGAGAGAGCCCAGAGCUGACGCCGGCACUGGCCUGAGGAGCCCGAGCGGGGCAGCACCGCCCCUCACGCCGCCGCCUCCUCCUCCCCUUCGCCCUCCCACUCCCACCCCCAGCCCGGCCUGCUGACCGCGCUGAGCUUCGAGCUGGACUGACCACGGCGGCCCCGGAGACGGGAGGAGGAAGCAGCCGGCCCGCCCCUGGGAUCGCGCUCGCGCCGCCGCUGAGGGGAUUGAAUCGAGGCGCCGCGACUGCGGGAGGCGAAAAGGAAGGAGGAGCCGCCGCGCGAGUGCGACGGGGGCAGAGCCGUAGAGACCGACACUGAAGGAAACGGGGAGGAGGAUGUCUCGCAGGGCGGCCAGCGUCCGGAUCAGCCAGUGACUUUUCACAGCGGCGGGCCUCAGACCCCAGCGCGGACGCGGACUUUGUCUUUGGGGGCCCCUGCUCUGCCCUUCCUGGUUUCCGGCAAGAUCGCAGAGGAGCCGGCGUGCCUCUCUGCCCUCCAGCCUUCCUCACCAUGUCCAAGAUGCCGGCCAAGAAGAAGAGCUGCUUCCAGAUCACUAGUGUCACCACGGCCCAGGUGGCCACUAGCAUCACCGAGGACACCGAGAGCCUGGACGACCCGGACGAGUCACGUACGGAGGACGUCUCCUCCGAGAUAUUCGACGUCUCUCGGGCCACGGAUUAUGGCCCUGAGGAGGUCUGUGAGCGCAGCUCCUCGGAAGAGACGCUCAACAAUGUUGGGGAUGCGGAGACUCCCGGGACCGUCUCCCCAAACCUCCUCCUGGACGGGCAGCUGGCGGCCGCGGCGGCUGCUCCUGCCAACGGAGGAGGAGCCGUUUCGGCCCGGAGCGUGGCUGGGGCGCUGGCCAGUACCGCGGCGGCGGCGGCCGCCACCUCGGCCCCCUCCGCGGGAGCACCCGGCGGUCCCCCGGUCGCGGGCUCGUCUGCCGGGCCAGGGACUGCGGCCCCAUCGCAGCCCCCCACCACUUGUAGUUCCCGAUUUCGCGUGAUCAAGCUGGAUCACGGGAGCGGGGAGCCCUACCGACGCGGCCGAUGGACGUGUAUGGAAUACUAUGAGCGGGAUUCGGACAGCAGCGUCCUGACCAGGUCCGGGGAUUGCAUUAGACACAGCAGUACUUUUGACCAGACUGCGGAGCGGGACAGCGGCCUGGGAGCCACCGGAGGGUCGGUGGUGGUGGUGGUGGCCUCCAUGCCGGGGGCGCACGGGCCCGACUCGGGAACUGACAGUUCCUUGACUGCUGUGUCACAGCUACCCCCGUCGGAGAAAAUGAGCCAGCCCGCCCCGGCCCAGCCGCAGAGUUUUGGCGUUGGGCAGCCACAGCCACCGCCGCCCGUAGGUGGGGCUGUGGUUCAAAGCGCGGCUCCAGUGCCGCCGUUCCCGGGAGCCGCGGCCGGGCCGCAGCAGAUGAUGGCAGCCCCGCAGCCGAGCCAGCCCCAGGGAGCCGGCCCCGGCGUCCUCCCGCAGGGGCCCAACGGACAGGGUCUGCCGCUGACGAAUGUAACCCUGACGCAGCCCGGCGUGCCCCUGCCGCCGCAGCCCGGCCCAACCCUCGGAGCGCCAGCGACGCAGCAGCCUCCGCAGUUCGCGUACCCCCAGCCUCCGCUCCCGCCCGGGCAUUUGCUGCCCGUCCAGCCCACGGGGCAGAGUGAGUACCUACAGCCGCACGUGGCCGGCCUGCAGCCGCCAAGCCCUGCCCAGCCUUCGUCCACCGGCGCCGGAGCGAGCCUCGCCACGCCUGCCAGCCUGCCAGUGGGCACCGGCCAGAAUGCCUCCACGGUGGGUGCGCAGAUAAUAGGCGCGUCUUCCCUGCCCGGUGAAGCCGUGGCUCCGGGGCCGGGACCCGCGCAGGGCGGGCAGGCCGCGCCUGGUCAACCGGCUGGAGUGCCCCUGGCCGCUGUAGGAUGCGCGGUGCAGCCGGGCCUGGUUCCCCCUGGGACCGGGCAGCCCCAGUCCGUGCCUCCGCCGCAGAUGGGCGGCAGUGGUGCGCCGUCGGCCGUGCCUGGCGGCCCCCACGCCGUGCUGCCCGGAGUUCCAAACGUGCCUGCAGCCGUGCCCGCUCCAAGCGUGCCUAGUGUAUCUACCACCUCUGUUACUAUGCCAAAUGUACCCGCGCCUCUGGUCCAGUCGCAGCAGCUGAGCAGCCAUACGCCAGUCAGCAGGAGCGGCAGCGUAAUCCAGCAUGUUGGGCUGCCCUUAGCGCAAGGCACACCCAGUGUACCAACAAGUCUACCACAGUCUGACUUAAGCCAGUUUCAGACUCAGACCCAACCUUUAGUCGGGCAAGUUGACGAUACUAGAAGAAAAUCAGAACCCCUACCUCAACCACCACUUUCUCUCAUUGCUGAAAAUAAGCCUGUUGUGAAGCCUCCUGUUGCAGAUGCCCUGGCAAACCCCCUUCAGUUAACACCUAUGAACAGUUUGGCCACCUCUGUAUUCAGCAUAGCUAUUCCUGUUGAUGGUGAUGAAGACAGGAAUCCUUCAACUGCUUUCUACCAAGCGUUCCAUUUGAACACGUUUCAGGAAUCAAAGAACCUCUGGGAUAGUGCAUCUGGGGGAGGUGGUGUAGCCAUUGACAACAAAAUAGAACAAGCAAUGGAUCUGGUGAAAAGCCAUUUGAUGUAUGCAGUAAGAGAAGAAGUGGAAGUUCUAAAGGAACAAAUAAAAGAAUUAGUCGAAAGAAACUCUUUACUUGAACGAGAAAAUGCACUGUUAAAAUCUCUUUCAAACAAUGAUCAAUUAUCCCAACUCCCAGCCCAACAGGCCAAUCCUGGUAGCACUUCUCAACAACAAGCAGUGAUAGCACAGCCUCCGCAGCCAACGCAACCUCCACAGCAGCCGAAUGUCUCCUCAGCAUAAAGCUUUCUUGCCUCAUUAAGAAAAAAACUGAAAGCAAUCUAUCCUUGUGUGCCACUGGUAUUCUUUCCACUUUAUACGAAAGCAAGUAGCCAUGCUUCGGUUGUGUGUUUGGCCUUUUCAGUAUUAGACAAUCAUUCUACAGGAGCUUUUCCUCUCUUUGAGAUGUCAUGCAGCGCUGUUGAUGUCCAGUUUUAUGUCAUCAGUACACAAGGAGAAUAAUAGGUGGGGUUUAUUAAAGCAAGCCGAGUCUGCAUUUUACCUGGUGCGCAUGAGUGGGGUCUUUUCAGAGCUUUGGUGGCUCUCCCAUGUUUCCUAUUACCCGUGGAUUUACCCUGAGCCUUCCUCGCACAUUAUAAAUAACAGUUCAUCUAAAGAGCCACUUUUCUUUCAAUAUCAGUAACAUUUGCCUACGUAAGUUUUCAUUUAUUUGUGUUUUAUUUAUUACAGGGCUGCUAUUUUCAUAAUGUACAUGAACAAUGUCACAGAACUUUUUUAAUUUUUUUGAAUAAUUAUAAGUAUCAGUAAAGGAUUUGAAAGACAGGAUUGCAUUUAAUAGAUAAAAUGUUUAGGCAAUAAUUGAACAAAAGAAUCCUGGCAUAUUUCUAACACUAAUGGCAAUUUACCUUCGGUAUUUAUUUUCAGUAGUAAAGACCCAGCUUGAAUGUAAAUUUUGUAUAGUGUAAGUAUGAAGAACAUAGUGCAACUGUACAGGUAGUCACCAGUUAUUGUGAUAUAAUAAAUAAUUGGGCUAUUUUGAUGAAGAAAACUUUGUUCAUUUGUUUCUACUUUCUAAUAGAGAAAUUGCCACGAUUCCUCUGCUUUUUGACAUUUCGUAUGACUUUCUUUUUUCGGGUGGGAAUAAAAAGCUGUGAAAUUGUUCAACCUACUUUGUAACCAAAGAAGCAAAGCUGUGUAAUGGAGUUUUUUUUUAUAAUGCACAUUCUUUAUGUAUUUUUAUUUAGUGUUUUCUCGGUCACAAUUUUCUUUGCUGUCUAGCAUGAUCUGCAUGACCUAUAAUCUUUGAACCACUUUCGUACCUCAUGUUUUUAUCCAGCACUCUUAUUGUAAUAUGUACUAGUCUGUGAACAAUGUCAAAUAAAAGAACGAACAGGUAGUAUGGUGGAGCUGAGCUAGUGUCCCAUACACUAGUUGUAAAAAAAAAAAAAAAAAAAAAAAAUGAAGUGAGCCAUCUUUUGUUCAUUUAAAAUGGUGUUUUGAAUUUCGUAUGCAGAAAACGUUUUGUUACAUUGCAGAUUUUAAUGUAUUUAAUAAAUGCAACAUGCAGAUUAAGUGCAGUGUAUACUGAGUAUUUAAAUUAAAAUGUACAUUUCAUAAAUACAGUUUCAAGAGAAAGCAUCAUUUUGUGUAUACUAACACAUUAAGUGUAUGUCAGAAAUUGAUGUAUAAAUAUAUAUUUUAACACAUUUUCUGAAAUUAAACUGCAGUUUUGUUGAAAUGUUUGGCUCUAUAUGUGUUCAAAAUUUAAUUUGAUUAGAUUUGUAUUUUCACAGUUCAAGAUAUUCCUUAAAUGAAAACCUGUGUUCUUAAUGAUUUAAUGAUAGUUCUUAAAUUUUCAAAGUAAAAUAAUUUAAGAAUGCAAGAAUGGUGAGCAAUAUUUGUACUCAAGAUUCAUAUUAUGUCAGUGACCUUUAAGUAAGAAAUCCUUGUCUACCAAAACUUUUACUUGAAUUCAGAAAGGUGCCUGUAGAAAACUUAACAUGCUGUGUGUCGAUAGCCAGCUAGCUAAUCAGGAGUUAAUGGGAACCAAUAGUUAGCUCUCUGCGUUGUUAAAAGAGGAUAAAUAACUGUUCUUUGUCUAUUUAAAAUUAAAACUUCAUCAGAUUUAGCCAUAAAGGAAAUGCAUAAAAUUGGGGUGUAUGUAGGAUUACCAAAUAUUUUAUGUUCUAGUUGUGCUGGAGGAUACAUUGUUGAAUAUAAAUAAAAUUUUAAUGUUAAUGAAUAAUAUGAGAAAAAACUAAGGAACUAAGGACAUAAGCUUGAGAAGUAAUCCUGUAGGUGUGGAACAGGAUUCUAAGUAGAGUCACCACCAGUGCGUUAGGAAAUGAAACUUCCGUGUUGGAAUGUCAAUCACAAGGCUCACCAGGUGUGCUCCUCAAGUCCAAAAAAAGUGUGAUAUUUAAAACUGGCAGAGAAAAACUAGUAUUAGAAAAGGUUGAGAUUUUUGUGAAAAUACAAAUUUUGGUUCUUGGGAUAGAAAAACACUUCAUAAAGUAAUCACAAAGGAAAUGAUUGAUAAUGUUAAUUUAAAAUGGUAAUUAAAAGCAAUUAUUACUAUUUUUGCAUUUAAAAAAAAAAAAACCACCACAGUAGAAAAUAUGGGUAGUUCACAGAAGAAAUAAAUGGCAGUUUCUAAAGUUUCAGUCUCUAGUAACCUAAGAAAUGCAAAUUAAUAUUUAAUGAAUUGUUAUUUGUCUUUUAAAUAGCAGGACCUAAUGUAGAAAGGCAAACUUUCCUGUGUACUUCUAGAAAGUAAUUUGACAAUAUGUAUCAAGAGCCUUAAAUAUUAAUAAACUUUUCAGUUUAAUGACA